This is a messenger RNA of Anarrhichthys ocellatus (wolf-eel), 2423 nucleotides long. RefSeq lists its product as uncharacterized. Bases 265 to 1041 code for a protein of 258 amino acids. The record is from RefSeq and is a predicted model, not a curated record. Lineage: Eukaryota; Metazoa; Chordata; Actinopteri; Perciformes; Anarhichadidae. The transcript is spliced from 3 exons.
UCAAACAGGAGACAUGGGACUGCGGAGUCACCGAGGGGGGGGGGAACUCUUCUCCACAACAACUCAAACCAAAAGGAAGGAAAUCAUAUCUAGCUGAAGAUGUGUUAUGGAGCCGCUACUUUUUCACAUGCAUUUCUAAUUUCUACUCCGGACCGGAAGAGAGACAACUUAAAUGACAGCUGAAGUUAUCCGUGCAUUUCUGAUACCUGGGGCAAAGUGCCACACCUUCGCUUAGCGCAACAGCUCCACGACACAGCUGGCCAAAUGGGGUGCCAAUGCUGCAGGAUGCUAAAAAGCUUCUACGACCCCUCUGAGAUGGUGGACGUGAUUAAGACCGACUCUGCGGCCAGCUCGCUCUACCGGCCCCACCACCUCCCCGGCAGCCACCAGCUCGGAGGCCUCAGCGAGCAGAAGCAGGGCUUCAACAACCUGGGCUACAGCCAGUCCAACGGCAGCACGCUGAAACUCGAGGUGGACAACAACCACGUCAACCACCGGCUGCACGCCGCACCUCCACUUGCCAAGGAGCCGAACAUGCAGGGGAGCGCGCCACCCGCAGACGGAGGCCUGUACAUCAUCCAGCCGGAAGCUCUGGGACCGAGAUGGGGGAUUCAAGACAGAGGGCCGAGCCAGGUGCCGGUUUACCCCGAACUACGGGAGUACGUGAACCAGAGGGGCGACGGCGAGCGGGACCGCAGCACGGCGAGGGACGAGUGGGUGAUUGGCACCGAAGGCCUGUCGGCGGACGAGAUAGACGAGGGCGUGGGGGGGACGCCGGAGUACCCGUGUGACACGGGGGACGAGGGCAGCGUCCUGUCAGUGGAGAUCCACACCAGCACCACCAGCAUGUCUUCGGCCGACACCAAGGACGAGCGCAGACUCCCGAAGAACCCGGACGUUUCUACCGUUGAGAGCGGGAUCUCGGUGAUGAAGAGCGAGGACGAGGACGAGGAGGAGGAGGAGAAGUGCGUUACGGAGUCCAUGGUGGCGGAGGCUCUUGCUGCUUUGGAGGCCGCCACCGCCGGGGAGGACAGCGAGUGACGGAACCAAAAAAAAAACCUCACAGACACGAAUACGACCUGACAGGAUGUUCUGAAUUACACCUCCGGUGUUUUUAAAUCAGAAAAUGGAACGAAUGAAGGAAAACUGCUAAAAGAAAAUGGAAAGUAAAGAUCUACUUUUGAACUUUAAAAUAUAUAUUUUUUUUUUAUUUCUGUCACUCUGACAGAAGACAAUGUCGGCCGUAUGAAGGAGGCAACUUUUCCAACGCCACAAAUAAGAAAAGUUGUGUAGACUGUGAAUAUCAGCCUGUUAUGCAUCGAGUGUGUUCAACACUCCUCGGUCCUAACAGGGCCUGCAUGUGCUCACUCACUGCUUUGCCAUGUCCAUACUGCCUGAGUACAGGCAUUUACUAAUAAUCAAAUGUAUCACAUGUUGGAGCAUCGCAAGAGCAGAGAGUCAAUAUCUCCUUUGUGAACUCACAGUCCUUGCCGUAGCUCGUUGUCUCUUCACGAGAGAGUAAAGGUCAUCACGUAUAUACAUUUUUUUUAUACCCAUGUUUUUGUCUCUAUUUCGUCUUCUGUUUGUUAUUUAUAAUAUCUUCACCCGCGUCGCUUUUGUUUUAUUGUUAGAGGGGAAACUGGACGUUGUUGUUCGGAGCAGGAACGCGGAAGCGGCCCUUAUUUAUAACUUAAUGUGUCAUCGUUGAUUUCAUCGGGAUAAAACAGGAUGAAUAUUGUAUGUAUGUUUACACAACACAUCAUCAGACUCAUGUACACAGACGACUCUCUUUCUUUCUAUAAUGUAACUAAAACAUUAAUGGUAUAUCACAAGAUUCAUUUAGAAUCUUCAGCACGUCACCAAAGGAUAAAACCGUAAACAGCCACCUCUACAUUUCACUGAUAUCUUAGUUUUUCAUCCACAGCUGAACUUUGAGCUUCACGACACCAGUUGAGGUAAAAUCAUUGGUGAUUGAACCACGAAGGGGCCAUCAAUGCACCCUUCCAUCACCUAUUUCAUAGGUCAGGCUUUGUGUUUCCAGUCAGGCCCAUGACAUUAGUUCAAUCAGCAGCUUGCUUAUGUGCCUUAAACGGACUAAUUGAGGCUAGCCGGUGCAAAGAAAAGAGUGUGUUAACGCUAAGUAAACCGUUACGCUCAGUGAAGUUCUGAAUAACUUUCACUGCGACGCCCACCUUUUCACUCAUUUCUUUCCCCUGCCAAAUCAUUUAUUUGGCAGUUAUUAUAUUUGUAUUGUAAAAUAAAGGAAUGUAUUUUCAAAAAUGUGCGCUGUGAGGUACUUUGUGUACUGGUGUGUGUAAUUAUUCAUUCUCAUGUGGAUUUCAGAAAAGAGUUUUAAGACUACACAGAAAGAAAUAGAGAGGGCUAUUAGCUAGUCAGCUAACAUUAGCCACGCUACUGUUCAA